Drosophila albomicans is the source of this 1185-nucleotide messenger RNA. RefSeq names its product splicing factor YJU2. The transcript is spliced from 3 exons. Bases 196 to 1125 code for a protein of 309 amino acids. The record is from RefSeq and is a predicted model, not a curated record. NCBI's taxonomy places the organism in Eukaryota, Metazoa, Arthropoda, Insecta, Diptera, Drosophilidae. Gene Ontology annotation, biological process: mRNA splicing, via spliceosome. Gene Ontology annotation, cellular component: U2-type catalytic step 1 spliceosome.
UGGUAAAUAAAUAAAUGUAUUUUUACUGUAAACCGUGAUUUCGAACUUACGGCAUUUGUACACUUCGGUAUGCGAAAUACCAGAUUGUCGCGAAACGUGUAGUUUUGGUAUUUUUGAAAUUUAUCUUGCGGUCACAUGUCAAACUUAUAGUAAACAUUCAAUUUUCGACUUGAUUUUUAAGAAAACAGUAAAAGAAUGUCGGAGCGCAAAGUAUUAAAUAAAUACUAUCCACCGGACUUCGAUCCAUCGAAGAUUCCGCGUAUGAAGUUGGCCAAAAAUCGCCAGUACACGGUGAGAUUAAUGGCUCCAUUUAACAUGAGGUGCAAAACAUGCGGCGAAUACAUUUACAAGGGCAAAAAGUUCAAUGCACGUAAGGAGGAUGUGGAAAACGAAACAUACUUGGGUAUUCGCAUUUAUAGAUUUUAUAUAAAAUGUACCCGCUGCCUGCAGGAGAUCUCUUUCAAAACAGACCCGCAGAAUACAGACUAUGAGAUUGAAGCGGGUGCAACACGUAACUUUAUGGCUCUUAAGCUGGCAGAGGAACAAGCUCGUCGUGAGGAGAGGGAAGCUCGCGAAGAGGAGGCAAACAAUCCAAUGAAAUUGCUUGAGAAUCGUACGCAACAGUCUCGCAAUGAAAUUGAAAUGCUAGAAAGUCUCGAGGAGCUCCGUGACCUCAAUAGGCGUCAACAAACUGUUGACUACAGCACCAUGUUGGAACAAUAUAAUCCAGCGGAAACGGAACGUGAACGUUUAGAUCGCGAGGAACGUGAAGACGAAGCCUUUGUUAAGUCUGUCAACUUUAAGAGUAAAACAGAGGGUAGCACUCGUAUUGUUACGGAGGAAAUAAUUGAGGAAGUCAAGGAAGAGGACAUAAACCCACCAGCAGCUAAAGUCGUCAAACCAACAUCUCUGUCAGCAGGCAACAAUAAUUCUUCUACAGCACCCCCGAUUGUGAAACGCAAGACUCCUUUGGUGCUAGUAAGGCCCAAAGCUCCUCCAGCGCCUAGUGCAGCAGCCAGCACCUCCUCUGUUGCUGUUGCAGCACCCACUUCAAGUGCUACCUCUAAGCCAGCAGGGCUUUCUCUCCUAGCUGCCUAUAGCGACAGUUCUGAGGAUUCCAAUUGACCUAAGCAUAUAAAUCAUAUGUUUACUGUUUACGAAAUAAAUUUACGUUUUGUAUUUAAA